GCUAACUCCGCGCGGUUGUCCUGGCUCCAGGACUACGAUACUCUUGACGGGAUUUGCGGGAGGCAAUAGUAUUCCACCCACUUGCCACUGAAGGCACGCCAUCGUGUGUUGUGUGCGGGUUUUUUUUUUUUACCCGGCAGCGCCUUGUAAACAAAAAUAACUCUGCUGGCGGCGGCAAGGGUGGCCCCGGUGGUUACAACCCCCAAAUAGCCACAAAGGCAACUACAGAGCUCCGUAGCGGAAUACAAAAAGUGGCAAGGGCACUCCUGGCUGCUUGGCUGCCAAGUUUUUCGGGGUUGCAGACAGUUGGCAAACAAGCUGUGAAUGCGACUCCAAAUGCCCAUAAACAUUCGGCGAAAAUAAAACCGCAACAUCAGUUGCAGUCGUAUAUUGUAUCUGGUAUCUGCGAGUGCACUUGUAUCUGUAUUUGAGCGGUGAAAAUGAGCGAAUCGAACGGAUAUCAGAAGCUGCCACCCGGCUGGGACUGCAAAUAUGAUCAGACUACUGGCAAUUGCUAUUACAUAAACUAUCUGACCAAGGCCAUGCAGCUGGAGGAUCCGCGCGGACGCAGUUACAGGCAGCUGCAGAACGAGCGCUGUUCCACGGAGUCGAUAGCCUUGCAGCAAAUGGUCAGUCAGUCGCAGACGUCGCACAACAGCUCACCGUACCACCUGGGCUCCUCGGCUCACGUCCAUCCCAGCAACAACUUGACGGCCAUCCGGGCCUUCCAGGAGCGCAACCAGCAGCCGACACUCCACAACAUCUCCACCAGCCCCCUGCUGUCCGCCUCCUCCCGAGGACACUUGGAAAUGUCUUCACCAUUGCCCUUUCAGCGGGCUCGUCUGGGUCCGAAUCUCUCACGACGCUCCACCAUCCAGGAGACCUCGUUUACCAACCAGGCCGAGACGGAUGCCGUGGUCACCAAAAUCCAGAACAUGUUCCCCACCGCGGACGACAACCACAUACGUCUGCUGCUCAAGCGCUACUAUAACCGCGAGGCCGUCGUCAUCAGUGCGCUGCAGGUGGAGAAGCAUCCGGUGACUAUGCCGGGUCCGUUUGUGACGCCUCCCGCCCAGCGUCACCUCUUUCACAGUAACUCCGCCUUCUACAUGACACCACCGGCGCGUCGUCCGGACACGGUGGCUAGUCGGUGCACCUCCCGCACGUCCAGCCCCCUGCCCGGCGGCCGCUUCGGUAGUCUCGUGAGCGUGCAGAGCGGUCCGGGGUCGGGUGCUCACCAUGCGGGCGUCCUGGCCUCCGGAUCGGCGGUGGCUUCGGCUCUGCACGGAUCACCGCAGUGGCGCAGCUCGCCCAGGCCGCACUCGUCGCCUAAGAUGAAACUAAGAUACAUGAAGAACAUAUUCCCCAAAGCGGAUGAAAUGCUGCUCCUGGAUGUCCUCGCCAAUGCGGAUAACAACGUCCAGUACGCCUCGGAGAAGUUGAUAUCCUUGGGGUAUACCAAGCGGGAAAUGCAACUGCCCCACAGACCCAACAAUCGUCCGCCGGAGUUGGCUCAAGAGCAGGCUGGCGGGGAUCAGGCCACCCAGCAUAUACCACUGCGACCCAAGGAGUACACCGAGGAGGAAAAGACCAAGAUGCAAACUUUACUGAAAGAGAAGUAUCCACAAAUUGCCGAACGCAUCAUUCUCAUGGCUCUGGAGUCGGUCAACUAUGCCGAGGAUCGGGCCACUCAGAUCCUGCAGAUCGUCCAGGACGAAGACGAACAGAGGGCCCAGAAACAAGCCUCAGCUAAUCCCAAGAACCUGGAGCUAACUUCGACCGCUGCUUCGGAACAGGUCGAUGGAGUCACCGGAGACAGGCAAGCCUCAUCCACAUCUGCAUCCAAGCUGAAGCCACCGCACAAGCGCCACAUAAUGCCAUCCAUCAAUGUCACCACACCGUCGACGGCCACCACCCAGAUUAUCCUGGCCCAGCCGGAGGAAGAGGUGGGCGACGGAAACCCUAACGAGGAGGAGCAGCAGCAGCCACAGCAGGAGCAUCGUCACCUGUCAUCCAUAUCGAGUGCAUCCUCAUCGCAUUCAUAUGUCUCACCUGCACAGUCACCCUGCUAUGAGCGCCUCACCACCAAGAGCAUCCUGGCCAAGGGAGUCCAGGGUCAGGGGCAGGCCAACCAGAACCACAACGACACUAACAGAAACUACAGCAUCAGCGGCUACCUGCAUGGCUCCUCGAAUGCUAGCUCCUACUCCUCCUACUCCAGUUCAAUGACGUCCUCAUCGCUGGCUUCCAACUCCAACUCCUCAUCCAUAGCGAAGGCCAUGCUCGAAAGUCGCGCUCGCACCAAAACCGAUUCGCUGAAGCACCGCCAGCACUCAUCGAGCUUUGGCAACUCCCAGAACUCCGAAUCCUCGGAAUUUCAAUCCAUCAUCGAAAGAAUGGCCAGUUUGGGACCCAAUUCGCAGCUAACCAAGGGAGCGGAUGAAAACCUACUACUAGCCGACUAUGUAACCUGGAAUGGUCCCAAUACCACGCUCCUUCAAAAGCAACCCACUCAGGGUCCAGACUCUAGCCUCCUGGGCGAUCGCAGCUACAAGCCAGCCGGCAGGAACUCGGAGCUAUGCAAAGGAGCUCAGUCCGGAUUGGCCAAAGGAAGCAUCUAUGCCCGGGGCAGCAACAAGAGUCCCAACAUCAAAUGCAACUAGGCGGGAUAACUAAAUGUCCUUUUUUCCCCUAGAGUGCCAAAAAAAUCGCAAGAAUCUUAGUGACUAGAGAAGCACAACCCUCCAUGAAACCAGACUUACCAUUUGUAUGUGUCGUGAAAUGUAUUUUGCUCUAAAUAUUUACCCUUUAGAUCUCCAAUCUCCCAAAAAGAACACAUUCCAUCCAAGCUCCAAUUAUUUUUUAAUAACUCGUAAAUAAACAGACUUUAAAAACUA
Drosophila bipectinata is the source of this 2897-nucleotide messenger RNA. RefSeq lists its product as uncharacterized. Gene Ontology annotation, molecular function: ubiquitin binding; kinase binding; molecular adaptor activity. The record is from RefSeq and is a predicted model, not a curated record. NCBI's taxonomy places the organism in Eukaryota, Metazoa, Arthropoda, Insecta, Diptera, Drosophilidae. Gene Ontology annotation, cellular component: cytoplasm. Gene Ontology annotation, biological process: regulation of DNA-templated transcription; cell migration; negative regulation of organ growth.